CACGGGAAGCAGCAAACUCCCAACAACAAUUCGUGGGAUUUAUCUGAUUUUUGCAGUCACACCAUGGCACCAGUCGUGAAGAAACGAGCGGCGCCCUCUGCGACUAAAAAGCAAGGUUCUAAAAAGCGACAGAAGAUAGAACCACCGCCGGCGCAAGAAAGCGAUGUUCGAAGGCAGCCCGUCGCAAUCGAUGCACUGCCUUGGAAUGAAGUAGAGCUACCAGAGAUGUUCGAUGAUGCUGAGGGGUUUUUUGGUCUCGAAGAAGUGGAGGGCGUCGAGGUUGUGCGUGAAGGGGAUCGUGUCAAGUUCGUGAGUAGGAGAUGGACUGUGGUAGAUGAAGGGUAUAUUAAUCUCCCUUAGGUUUCUGCCAGCCCUGUUGCUGUUGAAUAUGACGAUGAAGAAUUUGAAGGAUUUGGUGACGAUCCAGGAGAAUCUGAGUCUGCAGAUAAAGAACAAGAAAGCACAGUCGUGUCGAACAAGCCCCCGAAAGAAACGAAGGACAAGAAAGAGAAAAAGGCAAAAAAGGACAAGAAGGAUAAGAAGAAGAAGUCAAAGCCGGAAGUGGAUGGAGAUGAGGAGGAGAUUACUGAAAGUCUUACGACUAACAUAUUCAAAGCCCUCGAGGAGAACGAUGAAGAAGGAAUCGAUGUCACAGCAUGGUCCGAGUUGGAAUUAUCCGGGAAAAUGCUGUCUGCUCUUUCAAAACUUGGCUUCCCAAAACCUACUCCAAUUCAGUCGGCCGCCAUACCAGAAGUACUAGCAGGGCAUGAUGUGGUUGGAAAGGCAUCCACGGGAUCUGGAAAAACCUUGGCUUUCUCCAUCCCCAUAAUCGAAAAUUGGCUCGAGGCGUAUGGGGAGCUAGACGAGGAUGAAUUAAAGACAGUCCGGCCUCCUACUGCUUUAAUUUUGUCACCAACUCGAGAAUUAGCACACCAAUUGACAGACCAUAUAAUUGCCUUAUGUAGGGGACUCGAAUCAUCACCAUGGGUUGCGACCGUUACUGGUGGGUUGUCCGUUCAGAAGCAGCAACGCCAACUGGCCAGAGCUGAUAUUAUAAUCGGUACACCUGGACGUCUAUGGGAGGUGAUGAGCUCAAACAUUGAGCUGUCUACAUCAAUGAAGCAAAUUAAGUUUUUGGUCGUUGAUGAGGCCGAUCGCUUGCUUACAGAUGGCCAUUUCAAAGAGGCAGAGCAAAUUUUGACAGCAUUGGAUAGACAGCUAGAUGUCAAUGCGGAAGACAGUAUCCCGACUCGACAAACCCUGGUCUUCUCGGCUACUUUCCACAAGGGCCUACAACAAAAACUUGCUGGAAAAGGCAAGCAGGGUCUUAUGGGUGAUAACGAGUCACUUGAAUAUUUGCUUAAAAAGCUCAAUUUCAAAGAAGACAAACCCAAAUUUGUUGAUGUCAACCCUAUUUCUCAAAUGGCAGAUGGUCUCAAGGAGGGAUUGGUCGAGUGUGGUGGUACUGAGAAGGUUUGUGUUUCUCUCUCUCUCUUCUUGUAUGCAUCGCAUCUAACAGCCACAGGACUUAUACCUCUACUCGCUCCUCUUAUACCAUCCAAAUCAGCGCACAUUGAUUUUCACCAAUUCCAUCCAUUCAGUACGACGUCUGACUCCGUUGCUUCAGAACCUUACCAUCCCAGUCUACGCAAUUCAUUCAGAGAUGAUGCAAAAAGCUAGACUGCGAUCAAUAGAGCAUUUCUCGUCUCCAAAAUCCCCAGGAUCGAUUAUGAUUGCUACUGAUAUUGCAGCAAGAGGUCUCGAUAUUGGAGGAGUCAAUCUGGUCAUCCAUUACCAUCUUCCUAGAACAGCUGAUAUGUACGUUCAUCGCUCUGGUAGAACAGCGCGUGGCGGCGCAUCAGGAUCAAGUGUCCUACUUUGUGCACCCGGGGAAAUCGUUGGCAUGCGAAGACUUGUCGCAAAAGUCCAUGCACAGAAUGCGGUGGCAGGCGGUGGGAAUAAAUCCAAGUACUACAUGCGGUCACUCGAUAUCGACCGCAAGGUCGUAGCGAGACUCAAGCCCAGAGUCACACUAGCAAAAAAGAUUGCAGAUGCCACCUUAGCUAAGGAAAAGAAAGGGCAUAAUGACGAUUGGCUGAAGAAAGCUGCCGAGGAGCUAGGCGCAGAUUAUGAUAGCGAGGAAUUUGAAGCUGCGGGUGGAGAGAGGAAAGGGAGAGGAACAGGGCGAAAGAAGGAGGAGAAGGAAGCUAGGGCUCUGACGAAGAAUGAGUUGGGUGCUUUGAGGGCGGAACUGAAGGCUCUCUUGUCGCAGAGGGUUAAUGUGGGGACUAGUGAGAGGUAUCUUACAUCUGGGACUGUGGAUAUUCAUGAGUUAUUGAAAGGGGCGAAGGGAGAGUUUUUGGGGAAGAUUGAGGGGAUUGGUAUGGAUGAUGUGUAG
Molecule: messenger RNA, 2398 nt
Organism: Hymenoscyphus albidus
Lineage: Eukaryota; Fungi; Ascomycota; Leotiomycetes; Helotiales; Helotiaceae
Source: the annotation of a GenBank genome assembly